AUGGCUUCCCGUAUGGACUCUCCCCGAAUCAUUGACCGCGUUCCAUCGAGGGUUAUGCACCAACCUCGACCUCACCAACUUGUCGAUCUGGAUCGUAUUUCGUCGGCCUCCAUAGAUUUUCACAACGACCUUCACAGCGCUCCAGCCGUUAUGACGGAAUUCCCUAGAGAUAUGUACGAGAUGCACCACAGUCGACCUAAUACAACUCGACCUGUUCCUCAGUGGUUUCCGGAUUCAAUCCCACAUCCGCCUAUGCAGCCUUAUCCCAUAUAUUACGCCAAUCAACAAUACCCAUUUCCAUAUCCACCACCCCCUCGUUCCGAUACUCCUCGUUUCAAAAUCGAGUAUUCAUCCAUCCACUCGACGUUUCUCGCGACGAUCAAGGAUUCGGAUUCACUUAAGGACCGUAAAUCUUGGGUAAAAUGGAACGAGGGCGUAUGGCAAGCCGUCGCUGAUGGUUUCGUUCUGGGUCACAUAUGCGACGAACCACCUUCGGGAACUCCACGAACGGAAUGGAAUACUCCUUCCCUACGGCCGAUUCUCUCUUCGACUCCCACACGUAAGGAACUCGAGGCGAAGUUGAAAUGGGACAAGGACGACGGAUGGACAUCAUCAAUCCUUACUGCUCGACUGUCUGAUGAAGCUAGGAACCAUUUACCACCUAUGAUUAACGAUCGCGGCGAACGCAGCUUAUCAAGCGGCACCGGAUAG
Messenger RNA from Lentinula edodes (shiitake mushroom), 711 nucleotides. RefSeq lists its product as uncharacterized. Lineage: Eukaryota; Fungi; Basidiomycota; Agaricomycetes; Agaricales; Omphalotaceae. Bases 1 to 711 code for a protein of 236 amino acids. The transcript has 2 exons. The record is from RefSeq and is a predicted model, not a curated record.